Messenger RNA from Sesamum indicum (sesame), 854 nucleotides. RefSeq names its product furry. The record is from RefSeq and is a predicted model, not a curated record. Lineage: Eukaryota; Viridiplantae; Streptophyta; Magnoliopsida; Lamiales; Pedaliaceae.
AAGCACAAGUCUCCAUUUGAGGCAUAGCGAUUCCUCUUUCGGCAAUUGGUGAGUCUGACGCAGUGAAGAAAUCCCCAAUUCUGCGAUGGCGUCCGCUGCGAAAUCCCUAAUCCAAACCCUCCGUCGUUACAUAAAGAAACCCUGGGAAAUCACCGGCCCUGUAGCUGAUCCAGAAUAUCGUUCCGCAGUACCGAAGGCUACGGAAUACCGCGUCUUCUGCCCCGCCACCGUCCCCGCUAAAGCCAUCGUCCCCACUUCCUUACCAGAAACCGUUUACGACAUCAAGUACUUCUCUCGCGACCAGCGCCGCAACCGACCCCCAAUAAAACGCACCGUUUUGAAGAAGGCUGACGUGGAGAAGAUGAUGAAGGAGAAGACUUUUGAUCUGACUGAUUUCCCUAGGCCGUACUUGACUGCGAAAGUCAUCGAGGAUGAUAAUGCUAUCGGUGGCGGAUACCAGAAAUAAAAUCUCCGAGUCUGUGAGAUGCGACAGUUAACUGAGUUCUCAAAAUUCUCACUGAUGAGGCUUAGAAAGGUCAACCUGGUUUCACACAGCAGGUUUCUCUGCCUUUUAGUACUUGCCAUAUUUCUCUAUUUUCCCGUCCUGAUCUCUGUUUCAUGUAUUCAGACAUCUUAAUUAAGGCAAGAAGGUUUGUGACAUAAAGUGUAGUCAAGUUCUUCUGUCAAUAAUGCAUGUUGCACCUCAGGCAAUAUUCAAUGCUGCUUUAUAUUUCUGAACGCCGUUGGAAGAGUGGCUCAUUUGGUCUCCUUUGUUCUGAAAUUUGAUUGCUAUCAGGACCCUUGAAGCUUGUAUAAUUUCUUGAGGUAAUGAAAACACUCUGCACAUUAUAACA